UAAACGCUUUCACUUCUUACCUUCUUCAAUCUUCGCCAUCGUUCCCACACCUCUAAUGUUUCUUCGCCGUUUCGUUCCCCUUUAUCAGCAUAGGGGAAAAAACUCUCGCUCAGUCAAGAAGCUACACACUAGGGUCGACGAUGGGACCAUAAAUGUUGAUCUCUCUAACAGGGUUGUGCUAUACAAGCUUCAGUACAGGAAAUACAACCCAACAAAAGUUUCUCAUGGUAUUAGCAAAGUACGGUUAGAGGGAAGUAAAGAACUAAUGCUCUCAUCUGGAUCUGAAGAUGAAAGUAUCAAAGAUGAACCAGGAUCGAAAACUCCGAAACACGCCACCAAGCCACAUGCGAUUACAACUGGGAAUAACCUACGACCCACAUCUGAAGUUGGGCCCUCUACUAAGAAAUGUCGUUCUAAAUUGCCUACACUUACCAUGUGUUACGAGCGUACUUAAUCUAAUCUUCCUUCCAUCUGCACUGACAA
Messenger RNA from Camelina sativa (false flax), 483 nucleotides. RefSeq lists its product as uncharacterized. The record is from RefSeq and is a predicted model, not a curated record. Lineage: Eukaryota; Viridiplantae; Streptophyta; Magnoliopsida; Brassicales; Brassicaceae.